Molecule: messenger RNA, 4021 nt
Organism: Zootermopsis nevadensis
Lineage: Eukaryota; Metazoa; Arthropoda; Insecta; Blattodea; Termopsidae
Source: RefSeq, a predicted model, not a curated record
CCAUUGGAAGUUGCAGCUUAUAAGACAGCAUUCAGAAUUAGGAAUCUAUUCUGAAUGCUGGAUGGACUUUUCAUCAGGGCAACGAUGGAAGUUUGCCUGUCAACUUUAGUGCAAAUCUCCAGCACCAAACAGCAACAGAACGUGCCUAAUACUUUCCUAGACGAAGAAUACGGAAGGACAAUACGGCCUCACACUUCCGUCCCUUUUAUGAAUUAUGUGGAAGUAACUCGCAAAAAUGUCUUUGUUACCAGGGAUACAAUGCUGUCAGUGAAGAGACUUCCAAACUGCAGCUGGAGCAAGGAGCAUAGAAGUGAUGGAGAGGCAUCUUUGAAGAAAUUGCUGUUCCUAGUGACAAAGUGAAGCAUCUAGGAAGUCCAUCCGCUGGACAUGGUCUGCAGGGUGACCAACUUAAGACUGGAUAAGAAGCACCUAGACAUUAUCUCCCAUCAUUGCGUACAAAGUACAAGAAGCUCCUGCAGUAGAGUGAUUUCCUCCGUUGAAUGUUAGUGCGCUGCUGGUAUUCUGGGGGCCAUGUGUUUGAAUCUCGACCCAGGGGCAGGCUGUUCGGCUUCCUUCAUUCCUUUAAGGUGCAGAGACUGAAGUGUCAAAGAAGGAGAAACAGAGAGAUACAGCAAGUUCUGUUCUGAAGUCCAGUAAGAAGAAACAUUCAGAGAAGUGGGUUCGAGAUUCUAAACAGAGUUUUUCACAUCCAUGGCUCUUGACUUCAUUGAAGGGUCAUAGCGGAGAAGUGCUUGAUAUGGAUUUCAGCAGCAAUGGGAAAUUCCUGGCAACAUGUGCAGAAGACUCGGAGGAACUGGACCCAGGAGGAGGUGGUGGUAGCAGUGAGCAGUGCAGUGGGAGUGAAGGCAACAAAGAGAACAGCCCACAAGAGAAUGGCAAGGGAAUUCUCAGCCGUCGUCAGAAGAAGAAUCGUGUUCGUCGAGAUGAUGGUUCGCCAGUAGCAAAUCAGACUGGAUCCUCAACUGCCAGCAUGAAGAAGAGCAAAGCCAGGGCUAGGCGGUCAGCCAAUUCUGGAGAUUGGAACGGUAGCCGACGCCGUAUCGCCAAUGCCCCUGCGCUACGCCAGCAUGCCAAGCUGAACCUUGCUGACUGCGACCUUUCAGUGUUCCUGCGUCAUUAUAUUCUGAGUCCUGACCAACUCCUAGGUCUAGGCUACCCUGUGGAGAGUUCCUUAUAUCCUGGACGAGCAAUUAUCUACAAAAAUCCUGCCACAAACAAAAGUUCCAACCAGUCUGUCCUCACAAACACUCAUCCACUCACAACUUCUUCACACUUUGACGUCAAUGCUCAGGAGUUUGUGCCUAUGAGCGCUAAACAGCCUAAGGGAACACCAUGUUAUUACACUAAUGGAAAUAUUAUAAGAGAAUCUCAAGGAGUAAAUAGUACAAUGUACAUUUCAAAUCUGGUAGAUAGAGGUCAUGCAGGAUUGGAAUAUUGUCCAGUUGGGAUUGAAUGGAAUGUUGAAAAAGGUGUGAAGCGAGAAGACCAUGAGAACAAUAAUGUAGUUAUCACUGCCUUAUUGGAUGACAGUCAUACAAAGAUCAGCUGUGAAGAAGGGUUUUGUAAAGGUUCUGAGAGAAAGUCCACUGACUCAUUUGAGCAUGUUGACUGCAGUGAGAAGGAUACAAGUGUGAUAUUGCAGAAGGAUGUAGAUGAGAAGGAAGAGCAGAAGCAAGAUUCAAAGAGUUCUCUGAAGAGCAAAGUCCAUGAGCAAGAGUUGAGUGGUAGUGAUGAGAAAAAGUGUGUCCGUUGUGGUCGUGGUUUCUUUGUGAUGACAGAUGGGGAGUAUUUAACUCAGGAGCAGUGUCUGUAUCAUUGGGGGAAAUUACAGAAAGUAGUGGGGCCAGGGCCAAAUAAGAUGGGUGUUACUACAGUUCGUACUGAAUACAGUUGCUGUCGUGGCAAACCAAGUACACGUGGAUGUACCACAGGAAAACUACAUGUGUGGAAUGGUGUUGGGCCUGGGAUAAAUGGUCCAUUUGAUGGCUAUGUGCGUACUCGUCUUCGUAAGACUCCGCCCCCAGAUGGAAAUUUUGGAGUGUAUGCGUUAGACUGUGAGAUGUGUUUCACAACGCGUGGACUGGAGCUAACAAAAGUGACUGUGGUUGCUGCAGAUGGGCGCCUUGUGUAUGACUGCUUGGUGAGACCAGAGAACUUUAUUAUUGAUUAUAAUACGAGGUUCUCGGGCAUCACUGCACGUGAUCUGAGCAAGCGUGCUACAAAAUCUUUACGGGAUGUUCAGAAUGAUUUAAUGGGUUUCAUCAAUGCUGACACUAUCCUUGUGGGUCAUGGAUUAGAAAAUGACCUUCGUGCUUUGCGUAUCAUCCAUGGCACUGUGAUUGACACAUCCGUGAUAUUUCCUCACUAUUAUGGGCUUCCAUAUCGCCGCUCACUCAAGUCAUUGGUCGGUUGCUUCUUGAAGAGAAAAAUCCAGCAGGAUUCUUCUGGACAUGAUAGCUUUGAGGAUGCACGAGCAUGUAUUGAGCUGAUGUUGUGGAGGAUUAGAAGGGAUUUCCGCAUGAUUCUUGAGAAUAGAGCACCACAUUUUGCAGUUAGAUGUUGAAUGCUCAAGUAUUUCUUCUACCUGCCUUUAUUAUUUGAUGCGUUUGUCUCAAAAUUGCAAUAUAAUGGAGUACUUGGCUCUUCUUUUGAGUCUAAACGAACUGCGCAUUUUCAUUGUUAGAUUUGAUCUUUCAAGAUCAUUGUCAUACUUGGGUUCAGUUUGCUGUGCUUAAGGUUUAUUGUGUUGCAGUGUGUAGGAAUAUAUAUUUUUUGCAAUGAAAAACUAAUACUCAUAAAAUUUACAUAUAUGGCAGCUAAUAUUUUAAAAAGAAAGAUCUGUAGUAGUUUGACUUGAUCAGAUUUAAAGUUACAAUAUUUUGACUUGCACUGCACCUGUCAUACCUGUUGCUGCAUUAAAUUUGAAUAAUGAGUGUUCUUGAUGGUAAAGACAAAACAUGCUAGUCAUUAUGCUGUACUGUUCCUUGGAACAGGGAACUAAAAUUAUGAGACAUUGGUUGAAUGUGAACAGAUUGUAAGUCCUGUUUUAAGUACCUGUUCCUUUAUUGAAGAUUUGAUUGUCAGAACUGUGAUUUGUGAAUUGUUGAUUUCAUUAAGCAUAUAUUUUGGUUUUCAUGUAAUCUAAAUGAUUAAUCCUUUCAAUUGCAAAACCAUUUGAAACUAUUUGCUGUCUGCCAUAGCAAAAUAAUAAUACUGGUACAGAAAGUCUAAUAGCAAGGAUUUGGAAUGGUUUGUUCAUAGAUCUUAGAUUUGCAGAUUGGAAAGAGUAAAUAUCUGGCACUGAUUCAGGCUAUACAGUUUUGUGUUUAAUUUUUUGUUCCUUUUACAUUUUAUUGCAAAAUAAUUUGAAGGAAAGAUGCUACCCUUUGGUGGUUGAGAUGCUGUUUAUAGUAAAAUCACAUUCACUGAUCUUAAUCCUGCAACAUGUCUACAAGUAGUCUGUCAGCUGUGGACAUAAUUUAGAAGAUUGUGUAGCAUUCAGUUUAUGAAUCUCUGCACUGAUGGAUCACUGCCCACCUCCACUGCCGCAACAGUAGCCGCUGGACUGUGUUGUGAAAUUGUGGUAUGUAUGACAAACAUGUCAGUGAGUAAGUAACAUGGUUUUGAUGUGAAAUGUCUUGUGGAAGAAAAUAGAGUUGCUUUGUAUUUAUUUAUUUUUAAUGUGUGUUGCACUGGGUGUUAUGAAGGUAUUCAUUCCUUAAUUGUGAUUAAUUUAAAAAUAGGAACUGGGAUUCAUGAAUUUGUGAUGGUUCAUCUGAAAUAUAUAAUGGAAUUGCAAGAACGGUGAAUGUUAUCAUGACAUGGGAACUGUGCAGUUCAAAUUGUGAUGAUGGAAAGUAUGAUGAGACAGCAAGAGAUGUAGGUUUUACUCAUGUAUGAUAUUUGAUAGAAAAGUGACGUCUGGCUUUAUGUUUUAGUUUAUGGGAAAAAAUUGUGAUAUUUAAAAUGAUUUUCAGUAUUAUAAAUAGUUAUAAUUGUU